This is a messenger RNA of Microplitis demolitor, 5593 nucleotides long. RefSeq lists its product as uncharacterized. Gene Ontology annotation, biological process: negative regulation of stress fiber assembly; signal transduction. The transcript is spliced from 23 exons. Gene Ontology annotation, molecular function: protein binding. NCBI's taxonomy places the organism in Eukaryota, Metazoa, Arthropoda, Insecta, Hymenoptera, Braconidae. The coding region runs from base 657 to 4802 and encodes 1381 amino acids. The record is from RefSeq and is a predicted model, not a curated record.
GCUAGUUUGAGCGUGAACGCACUGGAGCGCACGCAGAACAGUAUUUGUUAGCAAACAAUUAAAUGAUCAUGAUUGGUUACUAGUGAGUUUAAACAAUGAAAAGCAAUUAUUUGGUGAUGCUGCAAGGAAUCGAUAAUUUUCUAUAUGAUUUCUUAUAUUUUGUGUGUUAAUCUGUCAAUUUGUCACAGUUUAAACUAGUAGUUCAACAAGUUUGCUUUUGUUGUUUGAGGUUAGACUUUUUUACGUUUUACAUUUUAUUUCUUCGACCAAUUUCUUAAUUGUUUAAUUAAAUAUUAAAAUGGCGACUUGUAAUAUCGCGGCCAAAAAUAAUUAUUUAUUGACAAAAGCAAAUGAUAAAAGAAUUUUUUAUCAAAACUAUCAACAUCUCUGUGGUCUACUUCAGAUCCGUCCAUUUAGAAAAAAAAUCAAAAAGAAAAUAUCAGAUAAUACUUAAAUUUAAAAUGAAAUUCCGAUGAUCAAUGUAAAAUUAAAAAAGAAAAUUUAUAAAAUGGGAUCGAGAUUGGGACUUAAUUCUACGAAAGUUACUAAUUUUAAAGAGGAUUCGAAUUUAACUUGGAGAAAAAUAAUUUUUCAAGAAAUUCUUUGUCAUCACAAGAUAAAUCAAUCAAUUAUUCUGAUUUCCGGAAAGAUUCAUCAUGCGGACUACAAUGCCGAAAAAUUUGAUAAAUCAUGAGCCGAAAGAAAGAAAAUUAAAAAAGAAUAAGAAGAAAAAGUCAAUGGAGAAACAGGAAAAAUCACGUGCUGCUGCUGUGUCUGCAGAAACAGAACAGCAGAAAAAUGUACUGAUCAAGGACAUGCUCGAGGAGAUACGAGUAGAGAAGUUUAAAUCUGAGACAGAAGCUUCGAUCGAUGAAGAUGAAGCGAGAAAACGAAAAAUUCAUUUAGAAAAAACCUGGCAUGUUAUUACGAAAAAUGAACAAGCGUUUAUGGAGGAUGCUUUGGAAAACAAAGAAGAAGAUGAGUGGAUCCAAUAUAUGACUUGUGACGGUCUACCAAAUCCUGGGAUACUGUCAGAGUUAAAUACAUUUUUAUUUAUUUGGGAUUUAGAGGAUGAAGAAGCGUCAAUGUUAAACAUUUCACAAAAAUGCCAAGUCGUUAUUUAUUUGUUGCUAAAAUUAGAUAACAUUAUUGAGUUGAGUUUAAUGGAGCCUCCUGAGUAUAUUGAGGACUGCAAAAACGUACGUAAAAUAUUUAGGGCAAAACUGAAAUACUGGAUUGAUCUGGCGACUUAUCGGCUUCUCCGUCAGAUCGAGCGAGACAUGAUUAGAGAGGAUUUAAGAAAUGCGAGAUAUAUAAAAGAAGCUGAUGAAAUUAUUUGUUGCAUUUGGGCUUUGAUCAGAUUGCCAAUUAGUAUCAAACAAUUAUCGGAACGUGAAAGAAAUCCAAUAGAAAUAAAUUUUAAAGAACUAGAUUUGACUGUUAAAAUGCCUGUGGAUGUUGAUUGCUACGCUAUGUCAAUACGCGGACUCUGGAUUAAAUACGAUCAUUAUUCAGAUCAAGGAUCAUCAUUUCUUAUGCCAGAAAUACCACAAGAGUAUAAUAUGAAUGAAGAUCUUUUGACCUUUUGUCUGAACGAGUACGAUACAAAAGUCAAAAUUCGUCAUGAACAAGUCGAGGGUCGUAGAUUGAGACUUGAAGAAAAAAAAUUAAUGGUCGAACGUUUAUCGAAUCCGUCACAAUUCGUUACAUCUAAAUCGGAAAAAAAAGGUAAACAAAGUAAAAAAUUAUCACCUCAGGCUGGACGGACUAAAAAAUCAGAACCUGAAGCUGAGCCUGAACCUCUGCCGUAUUUACCUACACCUGAUGAAAUCAUUCUUCAGAAAGAAGAGGAAAAUAGAAAAGAGUUGAGAAAAUUAUUAUUUACCCGGUGUGAAAAAACAGAAAUAAAUUUACGAAAAUAUCGGAUACUUGGCGGAGUUUAUCAUAUUGAUUUAAUUUAUCAACCACCUCAGCCUAAAGAUAUGAGAGGAGAUAUUUUUUUGACAACACUUCAACUACCAAAAGUACUCAGAUAUGUAUCUUUUUUACGGCCGUACAAAGCUCCACCGCCAGCACCAGACGCAGAAAGAACGCCAGAGGUGAUUGAAGCUGAAAUGAAAGCUCUUGAAGCUGCGAUGGAAGCUCUAGUUCUUGUCACUUUCAAACUUCCGGAGUCAGUUUUGUGGUUUGAGCCUCCUCUUGUCGCUCACUGGAUUGAUGAUAAAAAAAUUUGGUCGACUCAAGACGUACAUGAUAUCAAAUAUAAUGAAGAAAAACAAAUAAUAACAUUCAGAACUGGUAGACUUGGUAUCCACGGUCUUGCGGCAUUUAAAUUUAUCAAUUUACCAUUUCAAAGUUGGGAACUAAAACCGGAAACAGGUAAAACUGGUGGGGUGACACUGAAUAUUUCUGCUGCUAUUGUUCAAGUUGAAUUUGUUGUGCGGGAAAAUUUGGUAUGUUUAAAUUCUUUAAUCGGAGGAACUACAACUGCGCUUCAAGAUCUUGUUGGAAAAUAUAUGAAACUUGAUAUAUUGAUACGAAAAAUGAGAUCUGGUGGCUGUGAUUUAUUUCCUGAAAGAGAUACUUUUAGUUACAUAAAAGGGCUUCAAGUAAAGCACCCGAUUGCUGAAAAACAUCUUCAAUCAUGUAUGGGUUUACUUAGUACCGCAUACAUGUUUGCCUGGUCAAGAUGGAAUGCAACAGUAUCAGCACGUCAAAUAAUUAUCCAAAUAAAAGAAUUACACGGGUGUGUUGCCAAAGAACAAACAAAUAUGAUGCUGAUGGUAACUCCACUUCGUACUACUCUUAUUGAUUGCACAGAAGUUGGCUCAGAGUUCAGCGAUAAAUCAAUGCCUGGUGAAGAAUCUAAGGGUUCGGAUCCCAGAGUAGCAACAUGUCGAGGAAAACUUCAGAACAGGCGAAGUAAACUCAACCAAGAAAUAAACAAAGAACUAAGACUACGUGCUGGUGCGGAAAAUCUCUUCAAAGCAACCACAAACCGGAAAUUAAAGGAAACAGUAGCAUUGGAAUUGAGUUUUGUUAAUUCAAAUCUUCAAUUACUGAAAGAACAACUCGCUGAGCUAAAUAGUUCUGUUGAGCUCUAUCAAAAUGUCGAUGGACAAGAGCCAGUCAUGCCGAUGAUACCAUUGGGAUUAAAAGAAACUAAAGACAUUGAUUUCCAAGAUCCUUUUAAGGAUUUCAUCUUAGAACAUUACAGUGAAGAUGGCGAUCAUUAUGAAGAAGCAAUUGCUGAUCUUAUGGAAACACGACAGGCAACGAGAACACCAACGCGAGAUGCAUCAGGAAUAGCUUUACUAUUCCGUUACUACAAUCAAUUAUAUUUUAUUGAAAGACGUUUCUUCCCACCGGAUCGAAGCCUCGGUAUUUACUUCGAAUGGUUCGACUCAUUAACAGGAGUACCGAGCUGUCAAAGAACAGUAGCGUUUGAGAAAGCAUCGAUUCUAUUCAAUGCCGGUGCUCUGUACACACAAUUGGGAGCUAAACAAGACAGACGAAGUACUAAAGGACUUGAUCAAGCUGUCGAUGCAUUUUUACGUGCUGCCGGUACAUUUCGUUACAUCCAUGAAAAUUUCACAAAUGCACCGAGUAUGGAUCUUGGUCCUGACAUGCUGGACAUGUUGGUGCUACUGAUGCUGGCUCAAGCGCGAGAAUGUUUAUUUGAAAAACUCGAAUUACAAUCUCGCGAUACAAGAAAUACUGAUAUCUGUUUGGAUCUUGCUCAAGAAGCUGCUCAAGUUGCUGCUGUCUAUAAUGACGUACAUGGAUUAAUAUCACGUGAACCUGUUCGUGAUUAUGUACCUGAAUCCUGGGUUUCUCUGGUUCUUGUCAAGCGCGAACACCAUUUAGCACUUGCUCAUAAACACUGCGCUGCUGGAUUACUGGCUAAACCUAUUGCGGAAUUCAGAACAGAAACAAAACUCACAUUAGAACAUAUCCAAGAGAGUGAUGGGAAAACUCAAAUGGAUAAUGUUAUUCCUAAAGAUGAUCAUGAACGGAGAGCUCUAGGGAGAGCGCAUUUGCGAGAAAGUUUAGUUCUGCAUGAAGAAAGUCAGCGACUACAAAGAAUGUGCAGAGAAUUAAAAGGCAAACAAGCAUUAGCUAAAUUAUUAAAACGAGCACAUGAUGCGACUUUGAAAAAUUAUAAUGACGCUGGUGAUGAAGAUGAUUUGCGAGAAUUACUUGAUCCUCCACAUAUAAUAGCAUCAACAAAAUUCCAAUUAAGUAUCACGCAUCCAGAUUUCGGUCAACACGGAGUUGAUGAUCUGUUCAAAUCACUCGGUCCCGUAGCCAUAUUUUCAGCUAAAAGACACUGGACAGCUCCACGAUCUAUUCAAUUACAACGUGGACCUGGUGGUGAAGGUUUUGGUUUCAGUGUAAGAGGAGACGCUCCUGUUAUUAUUGCUGCCGUUGAUCACAAUUCAUUAGCUGAUCUCGGUGGAAUGAAGGAAGGCGAUUUCAUUGUUAACAUCGAUGACAAAGAUGUUAAAUGGGCCUCCCAUGAACAAGUUGUGCGCUUGAUUAAACAGUGUGGAGACUCAAUUAGUCUUAAACUCGUCACGCCUAUGGAUAGGAAUUAUUUAAAGAAACCUGUGAAGACUAGUCAUCAUGAUAAAGGCAGCGUGUCAGCAAGUAGUUCUUCAGGAGUGUCUUCCGGUCAGCCAAGUCCAGCAGGAUCUGUCACAACGGCUCAUGUUGCCCGACGUAUUCCUUGGAAUCCAUUUAAAAAAUCAACUCAAAGAGAUAGUAGAGAUCUUACGUUCGAUAAUGUCAUUCUCAGAUGAUCUCUACAUUAUAUAUAUUAAUAUAUAUAUGUAUAUCUUACAUACUCUCAUCGUAAUUUCGCGACUAUUUUAUAUUUUUAUCUUUACAUUUUGAGUAAAUAUAAAAAAUUCGCCAUAUUACGAUAAAAAUUAAGAAAAAAAUAAUUCUUGCCACAAUGAUCCAUUUUUUUAAAUUUUAAAAAUAAAUAUAAUUUUUAAAAAUUUAAUUUUAAAUAUUAAUUGUGUACAUAGAUUUUAAAUGAUAUUUUUAUAUAUUUUAUAUAUUUAAAGCAAGUGGAUCAUUCGUGGCAAUAAAAUACUUUUUUAAAAUUAUUUAAUGGAAAUUUUUUAUGCCAAAUUUUGAUUUUAAAAAAUAAUUUUUAUUAUUGAUAAUGAUAAUAAGUAAAUAUUAAAUGUAUGUCUUGUAUAAUUGUUUUUUCUAAGAUAGUGCUGAAAUAUGCGUACAUGAAGCCAUAUAUUAAUUUACUGUACUACAAAAUGUAGAAAAAAAUUAUGUUUAAAUAAAUAAAAUAAAAUUUUUUUUUAAAUUUAGAAAUGAAAAUAUUUAUUCAACUCGCGCUCUAUUCACGUUUUAUCAUGCAUAAAAUCCGAACCCUAAAUGGUUUACCUACUGGUGAAAAAUUAUUUGUAAAAACACAAUAAAGAUGUCUACAAUCCUAACCAUUGUGACGUAAUAAAAAUAAAUAAAGGCAACUAUAAAAUUUCCUUGAAUUUUUCGUCAAAUGUCCAACUUCAGACUUUUUUGUUUUUGAUGACAAUUUAUACAUUACUUAGUAUACAAUUUAACGUCA